This is a messenger RNA of Sceloporus undulatus (fence lizard), 2943 nucleotides long. RefSeq names its product AP-1 complex subunit mu-1. Lineage: Eukaryota; Metazoa; Chordata; Lepidosauria; Squamata; Phrynosomatidae. The record is from RefSeq and is a predicted model, not a curated record. Gene Ontology annotation, molecular function: clathrin-cargo adaptor activity. The transcript is spliced from 10 exons. Gene Ontology annotation, cellular component: clathrin-coated vesicle; clathrin adaptor complex. Gene Ontology annotation, biological process: vesicle-mediated transport; intracellular protein transport. Bases 511 to 1431 code for a protein of 306 amino acids.
UUCAAUCAAAAGAAUUAGAACUGGAUGCAGUACUCCAAAGGUUAUUUGUCCAAGUAAUGCUAUUGCUUCUUGUCUUUGGACAUUGUUCUUUUAUUCAUGCUGCCUGGAAUUGAAUUAGUUACAUUAGCUGUGGCAGUGCCCAGCUGGCUCAUUUGGCUUCUUGACUACCCAAAUCUACUUCAUGUUUCUGCUGCUGAAAGUAGCAUAUUUGUUAUUAAAAUGUUUAAACAUACUUUUUAAAUAGUUUUCAUAAAAUGGGGUAGAUGCUUCUUUUUAGGACAAGAUGACUAAAUUUAAAAUUUGAGUCAGUAAGAAACAACUUGAAAACAUCCAGGCAUUUCCUGAACCUGAUCUCCAGUGGUUGCCACUUCUAAGAAGAACGCCUGCGUCUCUUUGGUAUUCUCGUUUCUCUACAAGGUUGUUCAGGUGUUUUCUGAAUAUUUCAAAGAGUUGGAAGAGGAGAGCAUUCGGGAUAAUUUUGUGAUAAUUUAUGAACUUUUGGAUGAACUCAUGGAUUUUGGCUAUCCACAGACCACUGACAGCAAAAUUUUACAAGAGUACAUAACACAAGAAGGCCACAAGCUGGAAACAGGCGCGCCCCGUCCUCCUGCCACAGUUACAAAUGCUGUCUCUUGGCGGUCUGAGGGGAUCAAGUACAGGAAAAACGAGGUCUUCUUGGAUGUCAUAGAAUCUGUCAAUCUCUUGGUGAGUGCCAAUGGGAACGUCCUGCGCAGUGAGAUCGUGGGGUCCAUCAAGAUGAGAGUUUUCUUGUCAGGGAUGCCUGAGCUCCGCCUUGGCUUAAAUGACAAAGUUCUCUUUGACAACACUGGCCGUGGCAAAAGCAAGUCUGUAGAACUGGAGGACGUGAAAUUCCACCAGUGUGUUCGCCUUUCCCGCUUUGAAAAUGACAGAACCAUUUCUUUUAUCCCACCUGAUGGGGAGUUUGAGCUGAUGUCUUAUCGCCUUAAUACUCAUGUGAAGCCUCUGAUCUGGAUUGAGUCAGUCAUAGAAAAGCAUUCCCACAGCCGCAUUGAGUAUAUGAUCAAGGCCAAGAGCCAGUUCAAGCGCAGAUCCACAGCCAACAAUGUGGAGAUUCACAUUCCAGUUCCAAAUGAUGCUGACUCGCCCAAGUUCAAAACUACUGUUGGGAGUGUCAAGUGGGUGCCUGAGAACAGUGCCAUCGUCUGGUCCAUCAAGUCUUUCCCGGGUGGGAAGGAAUACUUGAUGAGGGCUCAUUUUGGGCUCCCAAGUGUGGAAGCUGAAGACAAAGAGGGGAAGCCCCCCAUCAGUGUCAAGUUUGAAAUUCCAUAUUUUACCACUUCAGGAAUCCAGGUCCGCUACUUGAAGAUCAUUGAGAAGAGUGGCUAUCAGGCAUUGCCCUGGGUGCGCUACAUCACCCAGAAUGGAGAUUAUCAACUGCGGACACAGUAAUGUCCAACUACACUGCCACAACCAUGAAAGCAAGUCUUCACUUCAGAAACACAUUUGGUGCUUGGAAGUCUGGGUCUUGGCGGCUGGAGGAAGGACCAAGCUGUGUCCCAUACCCAGCUGUGCCCGGGCUGGUGCUUCCUGCAGACCUUGUGAAUGCCCCUUCCCCUUCUGUGGCCUAUUCAGUGUUGUUCAUGUUAGGAGUAGCUGUUACUCAGAAAGGAAGGCAUGAGCCAGUGUUGGUAUCCAGACCUAGCUUAUCUGAUGUCUGUGUUUUGGGAGGUUGGUCCAUGAGUGCCUCCUUCUGAAGCGUUGUGAGUAUUAGCUUGAGUAUUUGCUUCUCUUACAAGAUAAAUACUUGUUGAUGCAUCUUAAUUCUAGUAAUUUCCAGAUCAUUUCAUCUCUAGUCUAGGGACACCUUGAAAGUCAGCUUUGCUUAAGUGUUUCUGAGCUCUUUUGUAAACAGCUAACAGUCCAGUUUGGAAACUGGCAACACCCAGCUCGAGGGGGGGAGGAGGAAGUUGGUGUAUCUGGCACAUCAGGGCAGGGAACAGCAACUGGGGAUGUCGGCUCUUUUUCAUAAUGCUCAUGCAAAAAUGGGGAGAUUGCAGCUGUGGAGUUCUUGGAAGCAGCAGCUCUGCCCCCACCAGCCCCCUAAACAAGAAGAUUCCCCAUGCAUAGAAGACUGGCCUUUUCCCUGGCAGAGUGGUUUACUUGGCGUAGGGAAACCUCUGGUGAAGCAUUCCCUCCCCAAAACAGCCCUGAGGUGUGCCACAUGAUUGCUUGUGAGGGCAGAGAGGCUGUUGUCAUGACUCUAGGCAGAUUGCAAGGGUGAUUCUGGAUUCUAAGAAGGCAAGCAUCAUUCUAGAAGAGGGGCAGGAGGCAAAUGUUACUUCCUCCUCCUCGACCACCUUUCUGCUCCAUAGCCAUUGCUGCUUUGAAUCUCCUCAUUGACUGGUUGCCUUGUUUUCCUAGAACAGCAGUGACAUGUGCUGCUCAGCUUUGUCACCUGUACAGUUCACCUACCUGCCUUUCCCUAUGAAAAAUGGUGUUUCAACUUUGUGCCAUGUUUUCAAUGACUGUACUAGAUACUAGACUGUACUUAAAAUACAAGUCUGACGGGAAAGGAUUGGAGGAACCAGAUGCCCCAGACAUCCGAGGAAGGUUUGGGGGCCGAUGCUUCUGUUGCAGGCAAAGGGCAGUUGUUAAAUUCCAUGAGACUGAGGCAAUCUGUGGCAAAGCAGGGCAGGUGGGGGGUGCAGUUGUGCUCUGGAGGAGAAUGUGUGGGGUGCCUCACACUUGUACUUAAAAGAAGGUGUGUUGAGGAGACGCUUGCCACCAUCUCAAGGGUGGAGUGGCCUUUGAAGGAUGACGUUGCUUUGGAGGUGUCAUUGAGGUCAUGGCAGGUUUCUCUCCCCUACCCCAAACAUAAUCAAGCACCUAUCAUACCCGUGGAAGGCCUUUGUAGCUGUUGCAUAAGAGUCUGUUCAAAUAAAUCCAGUUUCUCUUAAUCAA